UAUCCUUUGCAGAGGCAACAGCAACACCAACUUCAGAUACAGAGACAGAACCAAAUCCAGCUACAGACGGCAGCUGCUCUCGGACUAUUGCCCACCUCUCUUGGUUCCCUCCUCGCAAAACAUGCCGGAUACAAGAUACCUACCUACCCUGACAUCAGCGGAACUAACAGCACAUGCUCUGUUACUGCCGGUUGUGGCAGUUCAUCUGCCAGCAGUCGCGACGCCUCAUUGACGCGGCUGGCGAAUAGCGACUUUUCCGCAACAGCAGGACCUAAUAUCCUCUCACUAUUGGCCUCCGGUGGCCUUAUUGGCUUAUCUUCUCCAUCUGCAUUUAGCAUGCAGCUUCCCGGCAGUCCGGCAUCCUCGGUACUAGGCUCGUCUAUGCUCAACUCCGUGAAUGGACUUCCCUUUCUUCCAGUUGGUCCUACUGGUCUGGCAAGUGGCCAGGCCACUCACCCUCCACACCCCCCUCAUGUCGCUGCGUUGACUGGCGCCUCUUUCAUUAUCCCCGCAACCUCGAGUACCCCCGAUACCUCGGCGUCGACACUUGCCUCCGUCUUCGCAGCCCACUCCAACAUGAGGGCUGACAAUGCUACCAAUGUUUCUCCAGCAACAGCUCAUGGGAAAUCUGCUGCAUUCAGUCUGGCAACAGAUCCGACGGCUGAAGGGCUCCAAUUGGCUCCUCUAUCCUCUCCUCUCGCGGCUGCCUCUGCCUCUCGCAACAUUUGCCUCCCUAUUACUUCGUCAACUCCCUCGUCUUCUUCCACCCUGAUUUCCUUCUCAUCCCUUCCAAUGUCAUCUUCAUUCGAGGCUGCCAAAGGCAUGCUCGGAGCAAGCAUACUUGACUACGCUCACCAGCAGGGUCAUACGAACGUAUCCCAGGCUUCAGGACACAUUGGUAUGGCGGCGCCGAUGCCCACUUCACCGUCAUUUUCAUCCUUUCCGCCAUCCUCCUUUUCUUCUUCCUCACCUCCUUCUUCCUCUUCCUCAUCUGCAUCAUCUUCCCCCGCCUCCUCGUCUCUGUCAAACGCUGCCACAGCCUCCGGUCUUUCGUCUGGCGAUCCCGUCGCCAGGGCAACCGCCGCUGCGGCAGCUGCCGCUGCGGCCGCAGUUGCAGCAGCCUCCAUGAACGCACCACCAAACACCCUCUUGUCGGCAGGUAUUGGUCUGCCCUCUGGUCCCUGUUACCUGGACAACCCAGCCUGGUGGCAAUCCGGCACCACAGCCCUGAUGCCAGCCAGUCUGUCAACUGGGACAGAGACCUUUGGGUUGUCUCUUCCCGGAGCGCCAAACAGCCUUGGAGGCCUGGGGAUGUAUCGGACCAACCUUUCUAGUCUAUCACAACGAUUUUCACCAUAUUGA
Molecule: messenger RNA, 1362 nt
Organism: Protopolystoma xenopodis
Lineage: Eukaryota; Metazoa; Platyhelminthes; Monogenea; Polystomatidea; Polystomatidae
Source: the annotation of a GenBank genome assembly